Molecule: messenger RNA, 1198 nt
Organism: Olea europaea var. sylvestris
Lineage: Eukaryota; Viridiplantae; Streptophyta; Magnoliopsida; Lamiales; Oleaceae
Product: single-stranded DNA-binding protein, mitochondrial
Exons: 4
Coding region: 60-683 (207 amino acids)
Biological process (GO): mitochondrial DNA replication; positive regulation of helicase activity
Cellular component (GO): mitochondrial nucleoid
Molecular function (GO): single-stranded DNA binding
Source: RefSeq, a predicted model, not a curated record
GAAAAAAAAAAAACCCUCUAGGGUUUAAGCUGGAGAAGGGAAAAUAGAGCUUAUAAUCAAUGGCGUCUUCACUCUCAGGAAAACUCGGUGGUGCAAUUUUCUCAAGCCCAAGAGCAAAACUCUCAGCUUUUCACUUUUUCUGUACCAAAAGUCUAAUUUCUGAACAAUCCGAAUCCGAUGGCGAGAUUGCCCAUCCCUCUUCAAGUAAGCAGCGGCCUAAUGCCGAUAGACCCCUCGAGAAUGGGUUGGAUGUAGGCAUUUACAAGGCAAUAUUGGUGGGUCAAGUGGGGCAGACUCCUAUACAGAAGAGAUUGAAGAGUGGACAUACGGUGACUCUGCUUUCACUUGGUACUGGGGGCAUCCGAAACAACAGGAGGCCUUUGGAUAACGAGGAACCCAGGGAUUAUGCAAAUAGAUGCGAGGUUCAGUGGCAUAGGGUCUCAGUUUAUCCUGAGAGGCUGGGGGAACUUGCCAUGAAAAAUCUUAUUCCAGGCUCGAUCCUGUAUGUGGAGGGGAAUCUGGAGACAAAAAUCUUCAAUGAUCCCAUAACUGGUCUUGUUAGGCGAAUACGAGAGAUUGCAAUACGUCGGAAUGAUCAAUUUCCUAUUGCUUGGCCUUUUCUAUGGAUGUUCCUUAUGAAGCUUUCCUUAUGGAGCCUUGUUAGGCUCUGGAAUACUACUUAAUAAUUGCAACUUCAAUCACUUUAAGCUUUUGCUUAAAUUUCAUUCUUCCAUAUUUCUCAGGCUUUUAUCUUUUCAUUUUGCCUUCAAUAAUUGUGUUCUCCGAUGUCAGCUUGAAUGCCAUUAGCCAGCACAAACAAUAAAACUUAGCUAUAUAAACGUCUGAAAAGCUUGGAAUUCUAGUUCAGGCAUAUUAGGUGCUUCAUCACUUUCACCAUCCUGUAUACCUUUAGUGUAAAGAGUAUUUUUAUAACACACUUGUACGAUGCUUUUUAUUGGGGGGUUGUCAAGGAUUUUUCAGAGACAUCAGGUAGUAAAGGGUUUGACUCCCUUUAAAAAGAUUUGUUGCUAUUGAGAAUAAAACUGCCAGAGACUUCUGGGAACAGAGUAAUGGAAGUUAUGGAGAAAAAUAUAUGCCAGUCCCUGACUUGUGGGAACUGUUCUCUAGAGUUAUCUGCGUGGAAUUCCAUGUUUAUGUUACAAUGUGCAUGUUUUGCAAAGCUUAUGGUUGCUUAUAA